AUGAAGAGUACCAUGCUUAUCUUUGCACCACUGUGUUUGCUCCUUUGCUGGACGCUUCCUGUUGGCUCCAAAAAGAUCAGCAUCUUCACUUCACGAGAUGCCGACUAGGCCAUCCCACUGAACAUGGCUGUAGAUGCUAUUGAUGACAUGUACUACGGCUGCAAUGCAAUGAUGGAAAAAUUGGUCGGCAACAAUUACUUUCAAAAAGAGAAUAUGGGAUUAUUUAAGGAUGUCUGGAAAAGGGCAAAUAGUUGUGCAACCCAAAGAUUUGCACAUAGAGAUAAAGGAGAUGAGGCUUUAACCGAGAAUCACAUGCAAGCAAUCUGUGUUUAUACAGGUGACGAUAGCAAGUUUUAUGAGACGUUCAAUGCUGCAGUCCGUACAAACAAAACAAUCUAUGGCACCUCCUUUCCAUUCCACUUCUUACAUUUCUGGCUGACAUCUGCUGUACAAAUCAACAAAACCUGCAGCACCACUUACCGCAGAACCACUGAUGUGUUUACUGGCGAGGACAAUCAGACAAUUCGGUUUAGUUCUUUUACCUCCAGCUCUUUCAGAACAAACCUUCGCAAGUUUGGUAAGAAGACCUGCUUUAAAAUUAAGACCUGUGUAGGAGCAGACUUGAAGAAAUAUCCACGCUUGAAAGAUAAAGAACAAGAAGUGCUCAUCCCCCCUUAUGAGAUGUUCAAAAUAACGAGGAUAAUCAAAAAUAAACCUGUAGAAAAUAUGAACGACUGUGAAAAUGUGUAUAUCCUAGAGAGUGCAGGAAUCCACAGCAAUCUAAACUGUCACGCUGCAUAA
Xiphias gladius (swordfish) is the source of this 801-nucleotide messenger RNA. Its product is annotated as ecto-ADP-ribosyltransferase 5-like. The transcript has 2 exons. Gene Ontology annotation, molecular function: NAD+ poly-ADP-ribosyltransferase activity; NAD+-protein-arginine ADP-ribosyltransferase activity. NCBI's taxonomy places the organism in Eukaryota, Metazoa, Chordata, Actinopteri, Istiophoriformes, Xiphiidae. The record is from RefSeq and is a predicted model, not a curated record.